Messenger RNA from Umbelopsis ramanniana AG, 1549 nucleotides. RefSeq lists its product as uncharacterized. The record is from RefSeq and is a predicted model, not a curated record. Gene Ontology annotation, biological process: glycosaminoglycan biosynthetic process. Gene Ontology annotation, molecular function: UDP-glucose 6-dehydrogenase activity; NAD binding. Gene Ontology annotation, cellular component: cytosol; nucleus. The coding region runs from base 75 to 1355 and encodes 426 amino acids. Lineage: Eukaryota; Fungi; Mucoromycota; Umbelopsidomycetes; Umbelopsidales; Umbelopsidaceae. The transcript has 5 exons.
CAACCGGGUCACUUUCUUUGAUAACAACUUCUUUCUCUGUCCGCUCCUUGUCAUCUCCCCCUUUCAUCUCCAUCAUGCCUGUUAGAAACAUCUGCUGUAUUGGCGCUGGCUACGUCGGUGGCCCCACUUGUUCCGUCAUUGCCUACAAGUGCCACGACAUCAAGGUCACCAUCGUCGAUUUGAACCAAGCUCGUAUUGAUGCUUGGAAUUCCGAUAACCUCCCCAUCUAUGAGCCCGGUUUGGAUGAGAUUGUCUUUGAACGUCGAGGAAAGAACUUGUUCUUCACCACUGACGUUGAUGGCGCCAUUCAAGAGGCUGAUCUCAUCUUUGUCUCGGUCAACACUCCCACCAAGAAGUCUGGAAUGGGUGCUGGUAUGGCUGCUGAUCUUGCCUAUGUUGAAGGUGCCACUCGCCGUAUUGCCGAAGUUGCAAAGAGCUCCAAGAUUGUUGUCGAGAAGUCUACUGUUCCUUGCCGUACUGCCCAGAGCAUGCGCACUAUUUUGGAGGCCAACUCUACUCCUGGAAUUCACUUCGAUAUCUGUUCCAACCCCGAAUUCUUGGCAGAGGGUACCGCCAUUAAGGAUUUGUUGAACCCCGAUCGUGUUUUGAUCGGUGCUCUUCAAACUCCCGAAGGUAUUGCUGCACAAAAGGCUCUUGCUGAAGUUUACACUCACUGGGUUCCAGCUGACCGUGUCAUCACUACCAACUUGUGGUCUUCUGAGCUCUCCAAGCUUGCUGCUAAUGCUCUCCUUGCCCAACGUAUCUCCUCCAUUAACGCCCUCUCUGCCAUCUGCGAAGCCACUGGUGCUGAUGUCGAUGAGGUUGCUUAUGCCUGCGGUCGCGAUAGCCGUAUCGGAUCCAAGUUCUUGAAGGCAUCUGUUGGUUUCGGUGGUUCUUGCUUCCAAAAGGAUAUCCUUAACCUUGUGUACCUUUCCGAACAACUCCACCUUCCCGAGGUUGCUGCUUACUGGAAGCAGGUUGUCAUCAUGAACGAAUAUCAAAAGAAGCGAUUCGUUCGCCACAUCAUUUCCACCUUGUUCAACACCAUCACGAACAAGAAAAUCGCUGUCCUUGGCUUUGCUUUCAAGAAGGACACCGGUGAUACCCGUGAGGCUGCUGCCAUCACUUUGAUCAAGGAUUUCAUCCAAGAACACGCUCGUGUUGCUGUCUAUGACCCCAAGGUCGAUCACGAACAAAUCUUCAGAGACUUGAGUGAGCCCGGUAUUGUUGACAACCGCAAGGAGGUUGAGAAGCACGUUACCAUCUGCGCCAGCGCAUACGAAGCUUGCCACGAUGCUGAUGCUGUUGUCUUGGUUACCGAGUGGGAUGAGUUCAAGGAUACUGCUUUGGACUAAAUUUCCAACAUACACGCAUUUUUCGCUCCCUCCUCCUUUCUAAAUUGAUUCUCUUUUACGUUUUUUCUCUGCUUGCUCAACAUUUUGUUUGAUACCACAAAAAUUUAUAAAAAAAAAAUAAAUGAGCCCACUCUUAAUUCUGGCCUCAAGUAACAUAGAAAGGAAAAGUUCGCUUAAUAUAGCUUAAAUGACCA